Molecule: messenger RNA, 1955 nt
Organism: Fundulus heteroclitus (mummichog)
Lineage: Eukaryota; Metazoa; Chordata; Actinopteri; Cyprinodontiformes; Fundulidae
Product: oxidative stress-induced growth inhibitor 1-like
Exons: 7
Coding region: 167-1720 (517 amino acids)
Source: RefSeq, a predicted model, not a curated record
GUGGUCUCUGAGCGUCUCUGUUUACUGGAGCUCGCACCUUUCGCCUUGAACCUCGAGGUCAGGCGGACGAACCGCUCCGACCACAGAGAAACGGCAGCGACCAGGAGCGGAGAGACGUCAUGUUUGUGUCCUUAACGGCCGUUUGUUUCCCUCUCUUUCAGAAGAAAUGGAUCUGCAGGAUAAAGAAACCACGUCUGGAGAGAUCAUCCCCGUUGUGAUCGUCGGUAACGGCCCCUCCGGCAUUUGCCUGUCCUACCUGCUGUCGGGUUACACCCCCUACCUGUCGCCUGAGGGAUGGCACCCCAACGCCCUGCUGCAGAGUAAGCUGGCGGAGCGGCCUCACAUGUCGCUGCUGGAGCAGGACCUGGAGUACCUCUGCGAGGGACUGGAGGGUCGGUCGUCCAAUCCCGUGGCGGUGCUGUUCGAUUCGCUGCUGCUGCCGGACAGCGACUUCGGUCUGGACCACACCUCCCCGCUGGAGUGGCGAUACGAGCCGCAGCGCGCCGUUCCUCACCUGGUUCUGGGAAAGGGCCCGCCCGGAGGAGCGUGGCACGCCAUGGAGGGCUCCAUGCUGACUCUCAGUCUGGCUAACUGGAUGGAGCUUCCUGGGCUCAAGCUGAAGGACUGGAUGAGAGACAAACGCAGGAAUGUGAGAAAUGACCGCGCCACGCCUGCAGAAAUCGCCUCCUACUACCAGCACUACGUCUCCCAGAUGUCCCUGGAGGAGAACUUUGCCUGCGGCACCACCGUCACCUCGGUGUCCCGGGAGCCUGGUGAGCAGGACGGGUCUCCCCCCUGCUGGAGAGUGUCGGGACUGCAGCGGCGAGAGGGCGAAAUUCUAGGAGAUGGUUGCUCGGUCGCAGAGGAGGUGCCUUUCUCCCUGCUGGCCCACAACGUGGUGCUGGCGACGGGAACGCACGACGUCCCGGCUCGGCUCGGCGUGGAGGGAGAGUCGCUGCCCUUCGUCUGCCACUCCUUCUGGGAGCUGGAGGCGGCCAUCUCUCGCGGCGAGCUCGACCGGUCCUCGGACCCCGUGCUGGUGGUGGGGGCGGGGCUUACGGCGGCCGACGCGGUGCUCGCCGCUCACCAUCUCAACACGUCGGUGUACCACGUCUUCAGGCGCCCGGUCACCGACCCCGGGCUCAUCUUCAACCAGCUGCCCAAGCUGCUCUACCCCGAGUACCACAAGGUUCAUCAGAUGAUGACCCAGCAGCAGCAUCAGUCCACCCUGUCCCCACCAGAACAGGCCCAGAACCUUCACUCCACGCCUUCCUCCUCUUCGCACCCCCCUCCGUCCUCCUCUUCCUCCUACCCCGGCUACCUGAGCUUUCCGUGCCACCGGGUCGCCGCCUUCCACCCGGACCGGAAGUGCGUCCUGGAGUCAGACUCCGGCGAGCAGGCGGUGGUCCAGGUCUCCAAGGCGCUGGUGCUGAUCGGCGCCCACCCUAAUCUCUCCUUCCUCCACAAUAACGGCCGCCCGUUGGGAGUCAGCCCGGGCGAGCCCAUCUCCUGCCGGAGAAACCCGAUAGACGUGGACCCCUUCACCAACAGGGUGCUGGCGGCGGACGGGCCGGGAAUGUACGCCAUGGGCCCGCUGGUGGGCGAGAACUUUGUCCGGUUCCUCAAAGGAGGCGCGCUGGCCAUCGCCGGUGACCUCUCCAAGCGACGGCGCUGGGGGAGCGGAGAGGACGUCGUUCCUGCAGAAGUUCUGGACUCGUAGCCAGAAGCCCGGAGGUUUAAGGGGAAACGGACCUUAUCGGGGAUCUCCGAGCUCAAACGGGCGAUCUGAGUCCCUGCCGAAGCGCUUCUGGGGAUCAAAGCAGCGACACGAGCUCUUAGAACGGACUUUGACCGGUCCGGUACGAUGGCGCCCCCCAGAUAGGAGCACGUUUGAGGGUCCUGAUCAGCUGUGGAGGAAUGAUGGGGCCCAAACAGAACCCCCCACCCUGCAAAAA